AUGCUAGAGGAUGAGGCUACAGAUGGGCCUGAAGAGCCUAUCACAGAGGAAAUUUCCAUGGCUCUGAAAAUCACCAAGGCAGGUAAAAGCCAGGGCCUGAUAGCUUGACCAUUAAAUAUUUUAAAGCCUUUGACAUUUUGUAACUGCACUUACUCCAUGUGUUUAAUGCCCUUGGGGAAGGUGGAACUUUCGACUCCAACACACUAUUGGUGCAUCUGGUGGCUUUGCCGAAGGACCCCUCUUUGUGCCACAGCCCGAGAAAACCUCUCCAAAGUUCUUAACUUGAUUCACACAGCCCGAAUGCACUCUUAUCCCUUCGUCUCCGCAGAGAAGGCAUUUGGCAGGGUAGACUGGUUAUUUGUUUGGGACUUGGCCCAAAUAUGCUAGUGUGGGUGUGAUCCUUAUACUCCUGCCUGCCUGCACACAUUAACCGCAAGCCUUAAAUCAUUUCUGAAUUUAGUGUGCACAAACCCACAGGUUACAGACGUCUGGUGAACAUGGGGAAAGACAAAGAUUUCUGCUUAUGUAGAUGACCUAUUGUUCCCAGUGGAAAAACACAAUAACUUUUCUGGCGGACAUUGUGCAUGUUUUGAACAAUAUGGAUCACUAUCCAAUUUAAACAUUAAUUUUACAAUCUCUGAAAUAAUCUAUCAGCUGUGAUCCGGUAUUAACAGUGAAUCUCAAGGACAUGUUCCCUUUCCAAAGAUGUACUGGGGCCAUAAAAUAUCUUGGUGUCAUGACACGUGGAUUUCUCCAGUAUGUUCUGCCUUAACGUCCUGUCCUUGUUCAAUAAAGUGAAACCGGAAUUGAGGCAAGCUCCUCACGUAACAUGGCCCCUAUGGAAAAUUGUGGGGUCCUAAGACUGCGUACCCCUCUAUCCCACAUCUGGAAAUCCGUUCUUCCCUCUGGUUAUCUCUUCUCAAUAUAUGGCCUCUCUGGGGAUGCCCUUAGAAUAUCUGUUGAUGGUGCCAUACUCUUCUCAUGGAGUUCACUGCACUGCUCACCAUGGGUCAGCUACUUCAGUUCAGUUCAGACUGAGCAGAAUGGCUAUGCUCUCCGUAAUUCCUUCUUUUUCUUUUUUUUUUUGUCCAUUUUUCUCCCUUCCUCUUACCCAUCAUUCGCUCAUACGUUGUCCUCAACAUAUGACUGUUUCCCACUUUUUACCCUCUACUUCUCAUCUAGCUGCUUCAAAACAAAUCCAUUGUUUAGAGGGAUUACGGUUUUCUCAAAUGAAACGACACUCCGCCGUGCACUGUGAGUGCUUCAGCCACAUUAGGUCCUCCCCAUAAGAAAACAUUGCUUCAACGAGCUGAAGUGAUCUGGGUGCCUAUAGUGUCCCUUUACUUCCAAUUUGAGGGACCUGCCUGACAACCCAGGCACAAAGUCCAGAUAAUUAAAUUAUUUGACCCUGUAACUUUCCCAAACACCAUAAAACCUGUACAUGGUGGGUACUGUUGUACUCUCUAGACAUCGCUGAACACAAAUACUGUAUGUGUAUUUUAUUGCAGUAAAAACUAACCAUAUUAUGGCAUUCACAGUUAACAUGCCACGCAGAACUAAGAAACAAACAAUUUUUCUUAAUUUCUCACUUCUUUUUUUUAGAUUUCAUUCAUAUUAAGGUGUGUGUGUGUGUGUGUGUGUAUAUAUCUAUCUAUAUAUUUUGAUGUGAAAUGAAAGCCCUGUUUCUCCUCAACAAAAUGACUCUUUAAGGGCAUCCACACUUAUUAAAAAAGUGGUAAAAUUAUGGUUAAGACCUAUAUCUCAAAUUCUAGGUUUUGAUCAGAACCUGCAUCUCAAAGAUCAGAAAAAUGAUUGUUCCUAAUCUUCACACAAACUGCACCUCUGUGUUAAUCACCAAUGCAUAUGUCAAACGCGUGGUUUAUUUGCCUAGCAAGCAAGAGGCUGGUACUGUCUAGCAGAUUUUAAAUCUCUCUGCACAGCUUCUGUUCUACUUGGAGCAGAGGUUUCUGGUAAUUGCAGUACAAUUUCUUGUUUUACGUGCAGCCCUUAAAUAGACCUUUUAAGAAUUGUAGUUUACAUGUUUAAGAUACAAAGUUCUUGCAGUAAAGCACUUGCAAUUGGAGUAUACCUUAAACAUGCUUCUUCAGUUCAGUGACUAGUGCAAUAUGAACUACUUGAUUUUGGUCUGUUCUUUUUUUACACAUGCUUUUGAUGUAUCACCUCUAGGACAAGCCAAUAAAAAACUGUUUGACCCAUUACUGUCAGCCAGUGCUGAAAUGUAAGGACAAGCUACAGACUCGUGUGAAAGGUAAGGUUUUAUCACUGAUACCUCCUAGAGGGGAUAUACAGCCAUUUUUACACCUUGCAGAAGAUAGAAUGUAUGAUAUAAAUCUAGCACUUAUAGUUUGGAAGUGUGAAUGGAUUAUAUACAAUAGAGCCUCUGUGAGAGGUGAAAGUGUUAACUGAAUUUGUGGUGUUUGCAUAAAAGUUGAUUUCUGACUACAUGCUUGAAUUCUAAAAUUUACAAAAUUACAGAAGUAACAGAAUAGCCUUUUAUUUUCUUGGUUUCCCCUGUCGACACAAUCAGUCUUAAAAUGAAAACUAUACUUUGUGCUGGCCAAAGAUCAAUAACCAAGGUGCCACCAUGUCAUAUUUGCAUAACUGAUACAAAUACUUUUUAUUUAUUUUAUUAUUCAUUUCUAGCAAAAUCCUUGUCUGAUGUUAUGAACUGCAUAGAAUCUAUGUCCAAGCAAAAAGGGUAAGACUUAUUUAAUGCAUUUUAUAAGAACCUAUUCAGUUAAACUUGAAAAUCUAAUAGACUUGCAGUUUUACCCGUUUCUUGAAGAGUUUGGUAAAUCCCAGAAUAUUCUGACAUGCUGUCUGGUAUGAAAGUGUUAGAAUUCUUUUUCUCUAAGAAUACAUUUUAGUUCUGGAAUUGUCUGCUCAAUGGUGUGGGAAGCGUGAAAAUAUUCCCCACAGAGGUCGUGAGAACAUGGCGACUCCAGCAAGAACCUUCAGUGUGGAACCAAUUUGUAUGUAUGUGUAAGUAAUGUGGUAUACGCUGCCUGUCCAAUCACAACAAAGCAGGCAGGGCAUCCCCCCAUAUCAGCCACUUCCAGGGCUAUCUAUUGAGUCCUGGCAAUCAAAAACCUGGAGUAAGUAUGAAUGGAAUUUCCAUUCCUGUCAAUCUUUUGGGCUUUCUCAAAAUGUACAAUUAUAGUAGGACCACAAGAUCCUCCAAUAAAUGAUUGAAAACUUAAAUCCGAAGGGGAAACUAAGGCUCUUGAGUGGGAUUGGUAUUGUUUGGCACAGGUUAAAAAACAAACAAAAACAAAAAACCAAAGAAGCACACUGUAAUGCGAAACACAUCUUUUCUCAAUCACUUCCUCUUCUCUCCUUCUCUCAGGAUCUGUUCAGUUCUUCCAAACUGCUCUAGUUUUCUUUAAACAUAAGACCAAGUAGGGGCUAUUUUGUCUUAUGUGUUUUUCCUACGCACAUUUUGCCCUAACAGAAUGAGAACAGUUUGUCCAUUCGUCUUAGGAUGCAAAUCGGGAGUUUUUGUUUGGAUCGGAAUUUCAUUCAAAUUAAUUAAACUCCUAUCCUAUUCAUGCUACGAGUAGAUGGCUCUCUAAUUCCCACACUGUUAUGGAGCUAUCUACAAAAAGGCUGAAAGACCCAAAUUGGUAUUUUAGCCAAAUUUACAAAUACUAAGUUAAGAUUACUUCGUAUUUGUAAUUAAUCUGCCCCUACUCGCCAGUGGCUGCUCACUGUUGUAAAAAAACACCCCCCUCUACUUUAAUAAAGUGCUCCUUAUUGGGGCACCUAUAAAAAUAAUUGGUGACCCUGAAAUACAAUGGGGGGGGGGGACCUAUUGUCUGUCCCCACCCAUGCGUGGUGGGUGGGGACCCUAAAAUACAAUAGGGGGACCUGUUGUCCACUCACCCAUAGGUGAUGGGUGAUGGAUUGGGCGAAAUGUAAAAAUUACCCCCCAAUGUGACUAGGGGUCCUCAAGCCCCUAGUAACCCCCUCAAAUAAAAGCCUACCUACCCCCCUCACCCUAAAAAUAGUGAGGGGGGGAAACAAUAAAACUAAAUACUUGGGGGCGAAAAAAAAAUCAUACUUGCAAUUAGAAGUCUUCUUUCUUCAGCCCCAAAAAAGGCCAAAUAAAAAUCCAUAAUUUACGCCGAAUUUAUAAAAUAAAAAAAUGACCACUCCCACCAAAAAAAAUCCCAAACUAAAAAAGCCAACUAAUAAGAGUGCUGUGAUUGGUUACCUGCAAGCUUAAGAUUUACCUAUCACAGCACUCUUAAAACAACCAAUUUGAGCACUCUGAGUCAAAUUGCAGGGCGUAUUAAGGCUGUAUAAGCCUUUCCCCACCUUGCGGAGCUCGCUGGGUGAAGAUGGAUUAAUUUUUAAGUGUCAGGAUUCUUUAUUUUAUAAAUUGGAGGAGAAUUAUGAUUUUUAUAGUGCCUUUUUGGGGGCUGAAAAAAGUUUUAGAAGCCUUCUAAUGGUAAGUGAUUCUCUCACGCGCCCGCCUGCCUGCCCGACCGGCCACCCGCCCAGGAGCCCAGCAGCACCACUGGACCCCAGGGAAUCCCCCCAGCACUCCAAAAGGUAAGGGGGGAUUACAUUUAAAAAACAAACAAAAACGUAUUAGUGUUUGAGUGUUAGAGUGAGUGUUAGAGCGAGUUUGAGUGAGUGUUAGAGCGAGUUUGAGUGAGUGUUAGAGUGAGUUUGAGUGAGUGUUAGUGUUAGAGUGAGUGUUAGUGUGUGUGUCUUAGUGAGUCUGUUUGAUGUCUGUUAGUGAGUGUGUGUUUGUCAAUGAGAGUGUAUGUUUUGUAAGUGUGUGUGUGUGUAUGUCUGUCGCUGAGUGUGUCUCUGUUAGCUAGUGUGUAUGCGUCUGUAAAUGAGAGUGUGUGUGUCUUCAGCACUUACCUUUCUCCAGCACCGGACUCUCUUGGCGCUGGGGAUCCCUCAGCCUCUCAGCUCCGAAUGAAACCGCGCACGCAUUCAAACCGCCCAUAGGAAAGCAUUACUCAAUGCUUUCCUAUGGACGUUCAGUGUGCUCCUCUAGCGGCUGUCAGUGAGACAGCCACUAGAGGCUGGAUUAACCCUCAGUGAAACAUAGCAGUUUUUCUGAAACUGCUAUGUUUUCAGCUGCAGGGUUAAAACUAGAGGGACCUGACACCCAGACAACUUCAUUGAGCUGAUGUGAUCUGGGUGUCUGUAGUGGUCCUUUAAAGGACCACUAUAGUGCCAGGAAAACAUACUCGUUUUCCUGGCACUAUAGUGCCCUGAGGGUGCCCCACCCUCAGGGACCCCCUCCCGCCCGGCUCUGGAAAGGGGAAAAUAAAACUUUUUUCCAGCGCUGGGCGGAGAGCUCUCCUCCUCCGAUCCUCCUCUUCUCCUCCCCGUCGGCUGUAUGCGCACGCGCGGCAAGAGCUGCGCGCGCAUUCAGCCGGUCACAUAGGAAAGCAUUCAUAAUGCUUUCCUAUGGACGCUGGCGUGCUCUCACUGAGAAAAUCACAGUGAGAAGCACGCAAGCGCCUCUAGCGGCUGUCAAUGAGACAGCCGCUAGAGGAAAUAGGGGAAGGCUUAACCCAUUCAUAAACAUAGCAGUUUCUCUGAAACUGCUAUGUUUAUGAAAAAAUGGGUUACCCUAGCUGGACCUGGCACCCAGACCACUUCAUUAAGCUGAAGUGGUCUGGGUGCCUAGAGUGGUCCUUUAAGUGUGUGUGCAUCUGCAUGCACUGGUGUACAUACCGCGGUCACAGGGGUCGCAGCCCUGUAACCCCUGCGACCAGGUGCCCACCGCCAUGUGUUGCGGCCCGGCCCGCGCGCUGGGGGGGGGGGCCCACGGAUCAAUUUUCGCACCGGGGCCCCUGGGUCAUGUGUACGCCACUGUCCCCUGUCUAGUUUAAUGGCCCCCACUCUUGGGGAGGGGGGGACACUUUGUCUUUCCAUUAAUUAUUUUUAUAGGUGCCUCACUAAGGGUCACUUUAUUAAAGUAGUGGGGGUGUUUUUUUACAACAGUGAGCAGCCACUGGCUGUUUAGUAGAUAUGCCCCUACUCGCAUUAUAGCGAGUAGGGGCAGAUUAAUUACUAAGUAAUCUUUACUUAGUAUAUAGCUCCCUCAUACUGUGGGAAUUAGGGAGCGAUCUACUCACGGCAUGAAUAGGAUCGGAGUUUCAUUCAUUUGAAUGAAAUUCCGAUACGAAGAAAAACUCCCGAAUUGCAUCCUAACAAGAACAAACUGUUCUCAUUCUGUUAGGACAAAAUUCUGAGAUUUUGCCAGCGUUCGAAUGACAAAUGAAGCAGCAGGAGAAAGGUGAGAACCACAGGAAAUGGAACGGACUUUGCUCCUCCCCUGGGUCAAAGCUGGUCAAGCGCAGGAAAAAUACAUAGACAAACUAAUCCCUGCUUUGUCUUAUGUUUUUAGAAAACUAGAGUAGACUGGAAGAAAUGAAGAACAGAUCCUGAGAGAGGGAGAGAAGAGGAAGCGAUUGAGGAAAGGUAUGUUCGCUUUAAGUGUUAAGACCAUCAAGUCCAGCUGCUUUCCACAUUUUGGAUAAGUUUCAUCAUGACAUUUCUGUAUCAUAUGUACUGUAAUAAUGCUCAAUGUCACUAAUUUGUGUUAUUGAUUGUGUAGAAACUCUGAAAAACUAAAGCACAUUUGAUACUUGAAUUGUCAAAUUGUACAGAAACCACCGUUAUAAUUUACACUGUUGAAAAAAACUUUCAAUAAAAACAAAAGAAAUAAAGACACAACAUGGGAUUACUCCCUCUAACAAGAGUUCCAAGUUAGCCAAUGUGAAUUAUGUGCAAAUUAGGCAUCUGAUGCCAUUCUGCUGGUGCAAGACAUCCAAUUGCAGCACAGUCCCCCUCUCUAACAUGCUUCAGUAAGGUGGUAACAUCAGCUGGGGAGGAUCAGAAACUAGGAAUACUUUGUCUUGGUGCAAGAAUUGAUGCAACUUAAUGCCAUAUUGCUUUGUGAGUGGGGGGGAGAGGGAGAUAGGGGAAGGGGGUGCAGUAUAUGAAAAGUCACUCUGACACAUAUGCACAUGCAUUUUAAAUUAUUGUCCAAUUUGAAAAGUCAGAUAUAGUUUUCAAAUCCUGUACUGUGCGGUAGGUUCUCAUACAUGGCAUCGCAGGGACAUGCAUGUCCCCGUCCAAAAUUAGUGGAAACUGCAUUUCUGGCUAGCAGCUGUCAUUUGCAGUUGCUAUCAUUAAGAAACCCUCUCAGAUCUGCAGGGAGGGUCACUUUACUGUAAAUGUGGACUCCGACCUAUCUUUGAUUACUUAAUAGCCGUUCGCUGAUUAUUGGUGUCCGAGAAAGCUGAACCAUAGAUUGCACAUGCAUAGUCUGAGGGCUUUCCAAUAAUGACCAUUUCACAUAGUAUCCAUUUACAAUGAGUUUAUAAGGAGUUCCAUUCAUCUUAAGUGAUUAUUGGAAGUGUAGGUGAGGGAUGAACUACUUAUCUGGUAAAACCUUGCUGGAUAGCAGUUUAUGGGACACAGCCAGUGUCCCAUAAAACCGAAUGACUCUCUUCUCUUUGGAGAGUCUCAUCUUGGAGUUAGAGGGGCACGUUAAAGGUAAGUUGUUUUUUUAUUUUUUUUUAUUUUUUAUUUUUUUUAAAGCAAUAUUUUUUAAAAAAUGCAUUAGCUACAUAAAUAUAUUGUACAUUUUUGCACACAUUCACAAUUGUACAUUGCAACUGUUGAUUUCAGCCUUAUAUUACAUACUUUUAUUGGGAACACAACGGGAUAUGCAUAUAAAAAUGCUGCUGUGAACUGCUAGUAAAGAAAACAUUUUCAGAUCUAGUUUGAUAAAGAAAAGGUAAUUCAAUAAACUGAAAAAAAAAAAUCCUUGUAAAUGGUCUUGUUGAUUUAACUUCUUUUUAUUAAUUUUUUCUUGGACUUAAAAGUGGAAAAUAAUUUGGAAACUGUUUUUUUUUUUUUUUUGUCUAACAGGUUGGAAUCCCAUAUUGGCCCCAGUGGAACAGUUUGCUACAUUACAUCAGAAAUGUUUUAUGUUGAAAUUCAAAUGAAGAAAAAUGGAUAUGUAGAUUUUGUAAAGGUGGCUCAUCAUGGGGACGUUCCUAGGGUAAUAUUAAUUGUUAACCAUAUGGUCAAAAAAGCAUUGUUACAAGUGGACCUGUCACCUACAGUUUCUUUUUUUGUUUUGUUUUGUUUUGUUUUUGUAAAAUUGCAGUUAUUUAAGGGGGGAGCUAUUUAGACUGCAAAUUAAUCCAGUGACUAGAGUUAACGUGGUAACAUGUUGGUCCUGGACUGUACUGACUUUUUUACCCACCAGAUACAUACACUUGAAGAACAGAUGUUCACAUCUGAUCCCACUUUCGUGUAGAUUUAAUACAAUUUCCUCCAUACUAUGCUGCCCCACAUCAAAGGGGUUUACUGGAGCAAUACUCUUGAUAACGUGACUUUUUUUUUUUCUAACCUACUGCAAGUUUAAGUCAACUAUAUUUGCACCUUGGAGCCACACUUGAUCAUGCCUUAACUCCAAAAAAGUAUAGACAAACUGAACACUUCCUAAUUCUGACUACAGAUUACAUAAAAGUGCCAUGAUAACAUUUUUACAAUAUAUAAAAUGAAAUGUAUAUUAUAGUUUAAGUAUAUACAGUAAGUGCAAACAAUCACCGUUCUUACUCAAUGCCAAUGGAGUGAGGGGCUGACUCACCCAUUUUCCUAAUGUAUGGUCCCUCAUGUUUGGGUUUCUUCAAGCUGUCAACGCUUAUUACAUAGAUUCAAAUUUCUCUGCCUAUGUUUUUUCCCCCAAUGUUUUACCCAUUUUUCCCCCCCCCCCAAUGAGGCACAGACUUUGUUUCCAAGGAGAUUCAAGAAUUGGUGCACAAACAUUAAGAUUCUAACCCAUACUCAGUUACGUAAGCAAUUUUUUUUGUUUCCAAAAAGGGAGGUUGUGUCUGACCAGUGAUAAAUCUCAAACCCCAAACAUUAUGUGACUUACCACCAAAUCAAGAUGGAAGGUGUACAUUGCUUGUGAGACUUACUUCAACCCUUGGACUGGAUGGCUAAGUUGGAUCUGCAGGACUCCUACCUCACAGUGCCUAUUGCAGACUGUCAUCAAAUUUUGCUGCAAUUUACAUGGCAAGGUUGGAAAUGGAGGUUCUGGUGCCUCACAUUCUGUCUGUCCUCUGCUCCAUGGUACUUCACCAAGCUCACUGAAACCUGUGGUCGCCAUACUAAGAAGUUGAGGACUGUGUCUAAUCCUUAAUCUGGAUUACAUUUUAAUUCUAGCUUAUUCCGCCCACCUUCUUCAGACUCAUCUGUUUUGGACUUCGACCUUAUUUCAGAAUCUAAGUUUUCUUGUUAAUUGGGAAAAAUCUAUCCUGAUUCCCAUUCAACGCAUCGAAUUUCUGGGUCUUAUUGACUCCACUUACCAGACCCUGCAUAUUCUGGUGACUAAAUUAUUGAAUGUCAGGUUCAAAAUUAUCGAACUCAACACUUUCGCUAACACCUGACAUGACUGAUAUGCCUUCUGGCCGCAUCUAUACAUGCUAUAUUUCCGGGCACUCUUUACCAUCAGGUUCUUCAGCGAUUGUACAGGUGAUACUCGAAAGAUUUGAAUAUCGUGCAAAAGUUCAUUUAUUUCAGUAAUGCAACGUAAAAGGGGAAACUAAUAUGAGAUAGACGCAUUACAUGCAAAGCAAGAUGGUUCAAGCCGUGACUUGUCAUAAGUGCGAUGAUUUUAUGGCUUACAGCUCAUGAAAACCCCAAAUCCACAAUCUCAGUAAACUAGAAUAUUACAUGCAAUCAAUAAAACAAGGAGGGUACAUAGAACAAUAUCAGACCUCUGAAAAGUAUAAGCAUGCAUAUGGACUCAGUACUUGGUUUGGGCCCCUUUUGCAGCAAUAACUGCCUCAAUGCGGUGUGGCAUGGAAGCUACCAGCCUGUGGCACUGCUGAGGUGUUAUGGAAGAGCAGGAUGCUUCAAUAGCGGCCUUCAGCUCUUCUGCAUUGUUCGGUCUCAUGUCUCAUCUUUCUCUUGGCAAUGCCCCAUAGAUUCUCUAUGGGGUUCAGGUCAGGCGCGUUUGCUGCAUUACUGAAAUAAAUGAACUUCUGCACGAUUAUUAUUCUUACGAGGAUAUGCGGACUCUAGACAAUGAUACGAGCUUCACUGGUGGCUCCUUCACAUGGAGGCAUGGAACGGAGGCGCCAUAUUCUGCACCACUCCAGACCUAGUCAUAGAUCUGACACGAGUUUAUGCGGUUGGGGUGUACAUAGAGCAGCUACUACUGUCUGUCCCACAGCCUUGCUUGUCUUGAUGUUCUGUUCCACGCAGCCUGACAAAACUACAUUGAACAAAGAUCCAAAAGCCAGGAACAGGAACUUUUGGUUUAGAGGGGAGGGGAUGGUGGCCUUGUUCAAUUUCCAAAUUCAAGAAAUAUUAUGGGCAUCGUAACCACUUAUUUUCUAUUUCAAAAUGUAUCCUUUGGGGCCUGUCUCUCCAUCUCCACUUCUGUUUUGUACAUCUCAGAUUUAUAAAAGUGAGUAAAACAUUUGCACGUGACAAAUUCAUUCUGUUACUUUGUAUGAAAUACCCUCCACGUGCCUUUAACUGAAAAGCAUUUGUAAUAUGUGUUUGCUACUUUGACUUCCCUUGAAGAUAUUACAUUGUAUACAGUAGGAUAGUUGCAACUUUCAACACAACACUAGCAUAAAGGGACUCUCCAGUGCCAGGAAAACAUAUCAGUUUUCCUGGCACUGCAGAAUCCUGCAGUGCCCCUCUCCCUCCCACCCCACAUUGCUGAAGGGGUUAAAACCCCUUCAGUGACUUACCUGAAUCCAGCGCCGAUGUCCCUCUGUGCUGGGUCAGGCUCAGCCCAUGGCCAUGUGCACGCAUUAGACCUCCCCAUAGGAAAGCAUUGAAUAAUGCUUUCCUAUGGGGAUUCCGGCGACGCUGGAGGCCCUCGUGCAUAGUGUGAGGACGUCCAGCGUAGUUUAAUACACUUUUUGGGGGUUUUAAGAACCCGGAAGUCCCUCUAGUGGCUGUCUGGUAGAGGUGGACUUAACCCUGCAAGGUAAUUAUUGCAGUUUAUAAAAAUUGUAAUAAUUACACUUGGGUUAACAGGUGAUAGGAGCUGGCACCCAGGCCACUCCAAUGGGCAGAAGUGGUCUUGGUGCCUGGAGUGUCCCUUAUUGAACUAUUGUUUACAUCUUAGUAAAGCCUGUCAAAGUUUGGUUUGAGUGAUCGUUCUAGACUUUUUAUAGAUAUAAAUAUAUAUUUUUUUUAUUUAUUUUUUCUUUCCCCUAGGAAUCAGAUGUUAUGGUCCAACUUAUCAGGUAUUCUAAUAUUCCAGUGUUUGCAGGUUUUUUGAUGGCAUGGAACGUGAAAGAUGCACUGUAG
Molecule: messenger RNA, 11346 nt
Organism: Pelobates cultripes (western spadefoot toad)
Lineage: Eukaryota; Metazoa; Chordata; Amphibia; Anura; Pelobatidae
Source: the annotation of a GenBank genome assembly